Molecule: messenger RNA, 2753 nt
Organism: Pimephales promelas (fathead minnow)
Lineage: Eukaryota; Metazoa; Chordata; Actinopteri; Cypriniformes; Leuciscidae
Source: RefSeq, a predicted model, not a curated record
GAACCAAUGGGCACAGUCUGUUUAAAGAAGUUGGUCUGUGUGACGAAAUAGUGGGAUGCUAUUCAUGCGCGCUGCCCGGGGGAAAGGUGUUCCGGUAAGGGAAAAAAGCCACAGAGGAAGAAGAAAGGGGGAGGAAGGAAAAUUUUUUGGAAAGAAAGAAACUCUACGUUGAACAUUUUAGCACAGUUUUCCGGCGUAGGCUGCGCAGUGCGUGUUUAUCUAUGCGAAUAUGUUUGGGUGAGCGAUACGCGAUCCUCUCUUCGACUCGCUGCAGCUUUUUUUCUAUUGUUACGCGCUUUUGAAGACUUCCACUUUUAGGGAAUAAUGGUCAUUUUCUUUCAAACUGGACUGGACAAAUUCUGCGGGACAACAAGAGGCUUUGGUGUGCCUUGUACUUUUUGGGCUGAGGAAUAAACGCUUUUGAGUUCGCGGAUACGGACAACUCAUUUAUCCGCACAGAGAAACGUUUUCAACUUGCCUUUUUGAAAGCCGCUAGUUGAGGCAGGAAGGGGCCGUGGUGUAUCCCAUAACCUGUGUUUAACGCGCUGGAAAUUUAUUCAGCAUUUAAACUCUAUAUUGUUCUUUUUUUUUUUUUUUUUUAAACAACCGGCAGUGCAGUUUAGGAUAAAUCCACAGAGACAAAAUCCAAGUGGUAGCUAAUUAACGUUACAAGACUUGCGAGUGGUUCCGACAACAGUAUUGCGGAUGUGACUGUGAGACUCGUCGUUUGAAUGGAUCAGUUCUGCGCGAGUCUGGGACGAGAAUUAAAGACUCUUUGAAGCUUGACGGUAGUUCCCACACGUUCAUUUGAUCACUGCCGAAGACAAGGCCACAAGUAGCUGCAAAAAAGGAUCGCAAACAAAUGGAUCAACAUGCUUCUGUUCACACGCAUGUCCAGCAAAUUCAUCACAAACAAACAGUUUGGAAACAAACUGCUUGUUUUCAAGUCUAACUAGUACGACAUGUAGCCUGCAGAAAAUGUCAUAGUGUUUUUUAUUUAUCUUCAAAGUUAAAUAUUUAUUUUUGUAGCUCAUCAGAAAGUAUUAGUUUUUAACAUUCCUUUUUUAUGUGGAUUUGUUUUUUUGUGUUAUUGUUUUGUUAUUGACUGUUUUGUUAUUGUUGUCACAUAUCUUUUGGUCUGUUAUCUCAUCUGCUGUUGAAUCACUUGAAUCGUGCUUGUGUCCACACUGUAUUUCACUGUAUUUAUGUAGAACGCUAUUUAAACUGUAGCCGUUUUCAGGUGGCAUUUAAGAGAAGUUCAAUUCGUACUUUAUAUUUUAUAUUGUAGUUGAGCUUAUAGUAAAACACAAUGGAUCGACUUGGCAGCAAACUGAAGCAAAAGCUCAAACUGAGUGACUCUGGAAGUGUCAAAUUCAGCAAAAAGAAAAAUGACUUGGCCAACGCAAAUAACAACAGUAAUAGCAACAAUGCCAAUAAUGGAACCGCGACGCAGAUCAAUGCACCCGUGACCACGUCUCAGUUCCCUCUCUCCUCUGUAGAGGUGUGUGGACAGUCAGCUGGAAGACCUGGUAAAGUGGGCACUUCUCAGAGAAUCACACCCUCAAAUACCACCUCGGCCUCGCUACCUGAGGACUGUGGGCCUGGGACCGAACAUCACCCGUCUACUCUCGCCCCUCUUCGGCGCCGGUCGCCCCAGCAGCGAGCAUCGUGCUACUUGCCCGAAACGGCGGAGGGCCGCAGUAUGUGUGACCAGUUGAGACGAGGCGAAGGUGACCCGCUGGGGGCGUACAGCCAGAAUUCUCGUGUGGCCUUGAAGCAGCGCCGUUAUUCUCUGGAGCUCCAGCAGCUUGUUCGCCGCCAACAGCUUCUCGCCCAGCCGCCUCCGCUGUCGUCUGUACCCCCUCCGUACCCGUUCCCCCGUUCGUCUGCCGUGGAGCCCAGCUUCCUCCACGACUUAGAGCGUCAUAAGCGAUUGUCCCUGCAGGAAGCUCUGUUCUACAAGCGUUUGAGUUCGGGUGGCGAACCCUGGGACAGCGGACGCCCUGCUUCCCUCUCUCAUCCGCCGCAGAGGACCCAUGACAGUGGCGUAGGGGGUUUCUUCUUCCCCCCUGCACCAGCCUUGAGCCCCUGCUCGUCUUUCAGCUUGCAGGAGUCCGUGUUGGCGAGCCCUCGGUCCAGUUUUGCGAGCAGUACCGCAAGUGGAGGAGGCGGCGGGAGUCCCAUGGGAAGUCGGUGCAGCAGUAACCGGACGAGCGGCAUCAGUUUGGGCUACGACACCCGCCAUACACCUGGGCCCGGCCAGCAGCUACAGCUCUCCUCGACCCAACUAGGGGGCGCCACCUCGGGUCAGGUGUACUCUGUACUGGCCUCAGGGAAAACUGGAGUGCCCCCUGUGGAGAUUUGGAGGGAAACCGUGUCGGGAGGAAGUGCGCACGACAGUCGCCACUCGUAUCCGCCUGCACUGAGCACACACACUGCAACCUUCCACCGGGCUGAACCAGAAUGGGGUCCCAUUGACCAGCGGGGAUCAAGAGGUGACGAUGUGGGCGAGAGGGCACGGCACUCCGACUUGCCAGGAACCCGCUACCAGCAGGAGCUCACCCGUCUCUUGUUGAGAGAUGCUGCCCUGGAGGGAGAAGCGUUACUCGGGGGUCUGACGUUAAAAGAACAACCUGUGUCGACCACCAUUCUAGCCAGCUCCGCAUCUACCCCAGCCACGGCCGGAGUUCCAGGGAAAUCCCUGGAAGAACAGUCAGCUGAAAGGGAAUCGUCGAUAUCUGCGGACAGACUGG